CAUACAUGAGUAUCAUCAUUUGUACUGUACCCAGUAUCUCCAAGCUCUCAAACACGCAUUCAGAAAUAUAUUAUUUUCGUGCAUAAACAGUAAAACUAGAGGUGCACAUUUAGUAUAUAUGUACGUGUAAUUUACUCAAAAAUGUGUUUCAAAGGUUUGUCUUCUAUCUUCUGCGCUCUGACGUUUCUUACAAUAUGUCAUAGUUUUAAGGUCCAUCGAGCAGCAGGACCUGGCAUACUUAUCAUUGGGGGAAGUCCUGCCGCACGAGGCGAAUUCCCAUGGCUCGUUUCCAUCCAAUUGAAGAGUCGUGGACAUAUUUGUGGAGGAACGAUUUUCAAUAGUGAAUGGAUUCUAACAGCGGCGCACUGCAUGUUUGAAGACCUACCACGUGGAUAUCAAAUCGUAGCAGGGGAACAUUUACGAAAUGAAACUGACCCUUCGGAACAGAUCGUGGAUGUCGAGGGCUUCUUUGUGCAUGAAAGUUAUGAUGAAGACAGCGCUCAAAAUGACAUUGGUCUAAUUCGCCUAAAAUCCCCCAUUAAUUUUCACGAUUUUGUCAAACCUGGAGUGAUUGGGGAUAAUACGACCACCGAAGAAAACCAGCUGAUCGCAGCUGGUUGGGGUUACACACAGUCCGGGACUCCCUCCAGCAGUAUCGAACUGCUCAAGGUGACCGUUCCACUCCGACCGAAUGCUGACUGUGACCUAGCCUAUGGCGAAUUUGGAUAUACCGGCGUUAAGCAAAUUUGUGCAGGGAUUGGCGGGAAAGACAGCUGUUCCGGUGACUCUGGGGGCGGUUUGAUUAACGCGGGAGACAAGACGGUUGUGGGCAUAGUUUCAUACGGUAUCGAAUGCGGGCUUCAAGUAUUUCCUGGAGUUUACACGAGAAUUAGUUACUAUCAUGACUGGAUUAUGGCGACGAUUAGUAAAGCAGAGAGUACGACGACGACAAGAAGAGUGGAGAGUACGACGAAUGGAUCCUCAGAUAAUAUGGGCAACAUUAUCGGACUCUAUACAAAACUUGCUGUAUUGUUGGCAUCCGUUUUCCAAUUGUUAUAAAAUAUUGAAUAAAUUUAAAAAAUGUAGGAUUCGAUGGUAGCCAUGUUUUUCGUUAAAAUUAAGGAAACUAGUAUUUUGAAACGAAGUAGUAAAUAAAAGUGUAAAGUAAACCUACAAAAA
This is a messenger RNA of Folsomia candida, 1179 nucleotides long. Its product is annotated as trypsin-1. The transcript has 5 exons. Bases 142 to 1059 code for a protein of 305 amino acids. Gene Ontology annotation, biological process: proteolysis. Gene Ontology annotation, molecular function: serine-type endopeptidase activity. The record is from RefSeq and is a predicted model, not a curated record. Lineage: Eukaryota; Metazoa; Arthropoda; Collembola; Entomobryomorpha; Isotomidae.